CUGGUAGGGUCCACUGUCAUGAAGGGGAAACUAGGCCAGGUAGGGGCAUGAAGGGGCUACUGUCAUGCACCAGGCAUUGCUAUCGAGGAAGCCUUUGUGAUAGCGUGUUGUGUUUGCUCAUCGGCCCAAGCGUCAGCUUUGGAGCUUUGGAGAUGGAUGGGGUGGAAUGAGCGCCAUUGGUAGAGUGUGGGUGAAUGCUACAGUACUCCAAGUUUGACAAUAUCGAUACCGAUACCGAAACCGAUGCAGACUCUCCAAACUCGGGAGCCCCACGGACAGAAGAAGGACUCUUCCAAGCCUUUCUAAUCUUGCAUCAGCGAAGAGAGCAACUGGAUAAGAAGAUUCUUGGUCAGUUGCCUGCGCUGUCAGCUGCACUGCAAUUUCGUCCACGGCCACAGUUGCGCCUGAUCUUGGAGGCGGCAGUUGAUGAAUACGAUGACAUUUGCCAGAGGGUUUUGGCUCUCGAUGGAGUUCGGCAAGAAUCUGCUUUGCGUUCAGUCGGGCACCGCCAUGAAAUCUCUGUUUGUCGACUUACAGCUGCAAGGGCUUUACAAGCUAUGGGGUGUUCAGAGGAGGCUGAGGGGCAAAGCACUCAGGCAAUCAUAGCUGCCAGCGUCCCUUCGAAGAACGCUCCGGCCUUCGGCGGUUUGAGUUCUGCGAUCAGCAUGCUCUACCAAACACGGGUUGAUGCACUUCUCGUGCGCUCCAUGACGCGCUUGAGUCGUGGCGAUUUCAAUGCUGCUCAUCGGGAUGCCUUGGAUGCCCAUUCAGAUUCAAGGUCCUUGUACUUGCCACAAAUGGAAACAACUGCUCUUGAAAUGGCAAUGCGGUGCGAAAUGGCCUUGCAUGCUGGGGGUCCAGGUGAAGAUGGGAAAGGCACUCAACUCUCUCCAGAAGACGCGUGCAACAUUGAUUUCAGAGACAAAGAGUCCUGGUCACUUUUGCAGAAGGAAGCAAGAUGUGCAGCAGGUGAAACUUCGGGUUUGACAAACCUUCAUUCUAUGGACUGAAGGUUCUGUACAAGUGUGAAAUAGGUGGUCAAAGGUGCUACCCAUCAGCCAAAAGAUUCUGUCACGUGCCUCAUGUUGGCAACAGAGUGCGGACUUCUCUACUUCAUUAACGUGUUUGGUGCGUUUUCUCACCACACCGCCUGCCUGUUGUUUUCCGUAUUUGAAACAAGGCCUGCAUUUCAAGGAGGCACAAGAACAUUCAGGGGAGAAAAAAGUCUGGAUUCAGCUUGGGUGAAGAGCAGCGAGUCGGCAAGUCUGGAAAAGGCGGCCAGGUUGCAAAGCCACCUAGGAGUUGGCAAGGCUGCGGCUGUGGAGGCCCUUCCUCUCCGAAGCGGUUCACCUGAGUGGUCAAGAAGCCGGCUUGCAG
Molecule: messenger RNA, 1377 nt
Organism: Durusdinium trenchii
Lineage: Eukaryota; Dinophyceae; Suessiales; Symbiodiniaceae
Source: the annotation of a GenBank genome assembly